This is a messenger RNA of Oncorhynchus kisutch (coho salmon), 2441 nucleotides long. Its product is annotated as IQ domain-containing protein E-like. Lineage: Eukaryota; Metazoa; Chordata; Actinopteri; Salmoniformes; Salmonidae. Gene Ontology annotation, molecular function: protein binding. The transcript has 18 exons. Bases 138 to 1835 code for a protein of 565 amino acids. The record is from RefSeq and is a predicted model, not a curated record.
GUGAGGCAGCUCGGAACCCCAGAGAGAACUGUCUGGCUUCGCUAAGCAACGGGCACGAGUAUCUCCAACAGGCUCUUGGCAUUAAGAAACCCAAACACCUGCACUCCUCAUCCAAUGACUACAGAGAGAAGGAGGACAUGUACGAUGAGAUCAUCCACCUCAAGAAGAGUCUUCAGGCCCAGAAGUCCGAGAAGGACAGGAUGAAGGCCAAACUACGGCGUCUGGAGGAGGACAAAACUAAGAAAGACAAGCAAAUAGAACAGCUGUUGGAUCCCACCAAGGGACCGGAGUACACACUGAGUCUGGUGGACAAGAAACACCAGGGGAGCCUGGUUGUUAAUGGACUGAAACAGAGAAUCCUGAAGCUGGAACAGCAGUGUAGAGAGAAGGAGAACACUGUGACCAAACUGCAGAGUGAGCUGCAGACCACUAAUCUGGAGGAGUUGAAGAUCACAGUGGAGACCUACUUUGAGGAGAUUCAGAGACUGAGGAUGAUAUUGGAUGCAACAGAGAAAAGCAGUAGAACAGAGAGUAAAGGUUCUCAGAGGAAGCAGAAGGUUCUAAGCUCUACGGUUCUGCGUCUAUCAGAGAACCUUAAACAGCUACAGCAGGAGAACCACACACUGAGAGAGGAACUCAACACAGACAGCCCAGCCAGUGGGCUGAAAGCCUACAAAGAUUGGAGCAGACAGAGAGUGUUGAGGAGACUGGUGGAGCUGGAGAGGAGGUUAGAGGAGGGGAGCAGAGCCCCGGCCAGGAGGAGUGGGGUGGACAGACUGGUCCAGACGGACCACCACACCACACCCACGGAGACAGGGGUUGCUACGCCGCCGGGGAUAACCACCGUAACAACGGAAGGGGGCGUUGCAGUGUUAAACACCCAACAGGAAGGGGAGGGGUUUAUCCGUCUGAAGGGGUGUGUCAGACAACUGGAGCAGGAGAAGGCGGAGCUACAGGAGACGCUGACCGAUAGAGAACAGAAGCUGAGACGACUGAUGGCUGAAAGAGAGCAGGAAGAGAAAGAGACGGAGAGGAGGAAGAAUGAACGAAGGAGUGAACAUGAGAAGGAAACACGACUCCACCUACUGGAGGUAGAACAGCUGACCGUGAAGAUAGAGUCUCUGGAGGAGGAGAAGAAGAGAUGGACUGAAGAAGAACAGAACCGGGAGAACCGGAAGGAGAACCCAGAAGGGAGGGAGGAGAAGGAAAGAGAGGAGAGGGAAGAACAGAACCAGGAGAAGGAAAGGGCAGCUAGGGUGAUCCAGAAAGAGUGGCUGGAGCACAGAGACAGGGACACAGUGUUGGUCCAGUCAGCAAUAAGAGGACAUCUCGUCAGACAGAGCCAGAUAGCUCACCUCCGAGACACACACACCAGCACUCUCAGCAAGAAUGGCCAAUCACAGCGCGGCAGUGAUGUUACCUCCCGUGUGGAGGAUGGGGAGCUGGUUGCCGUGACGCUGAUCCAGUCUGUGUUCCGAGGUCACCUGACACGCAGCGCACUAAUGACGGAGAGCUCUGAGUCUCCAGCCUCUCCUCCCUGUGGACCCACACCAGCUCCUAGAAGAGUCCCCUCUGCCCCUUCAACACACACUCCCAGCAACACAGCCCUUCCAGGCAGUGAUGUAGAUGAAGAUGUAAUGGAGCUGAGUGAGGAAGAUCCCUGGCCUGUCUCUAACACACUGUCCAACAGGAGCAGACUCACACCAGCCCAACUACAGCUCCACCCACCUCCAGAUUCCAAGGUUGCUAAGGCGAUGGACUCUGAGGAUUCCGACGAUGACAUCAUCGUGUCUCCGUCUCGUCUCGUGGGAAGGAGAGAAGAAAUCUACUUCUAGACCAGAGCAUUGCACUAUGGGAUAUGAAGUGUGUGUGUGUAGCUGGGUAUGCAGGCUUUUACUCCAGCCCUACACCAGAUUCAAUCAAGGUCCAGAGGACAUGCUGAUAAGUAGAACCAAGUGUGUUUUGGUAGUGCAGGGCUGGAACGAAGUCCUGCACAUGCAGUAGCUCUCCGGGAGGGGAGUGGUUGUUGGUGUCAGGGCUGUAAUGAUAAUGAUGAUAAUGAUAAUGAUGAUAAUCCUGAACAUAUCCAGGAGGGUUUCUUGGCCAGCUCUCUGCCCAAUAAAUCUCCGUUCUGAUACAGAUGGUUUUUUAGGUUGCCAAAGUGCCUGAGUAUAUAGAUUAUUAAUGGUCAUAAACAAAGUUAUCAAUCAUGGAGUUUAUUGGAGAAUGAGCUACUUUUAAAACAUGUCUAUCAAUAUAAACACUGCUGAUUCAAACUGUGAAAUUAUGAGCAUAUUCUACUGCAAUAUGACGCUCAGAGGAGAGUGUGUGCGCGCGCGUGAUCGUGCCUUGAGUUGUGUUUAUUAUAAUAGCUGUAAUCCAUGAAAAUAAUGUUUUAUCUGAUUAAAUGAGUAUCUUUCCUUGUAUGGUAAAACACUUCA